Protopolystoma xenopodis is the source of this 471-nucleotide messenger RNA. Lineage: Eukaryota; Metazoa; Platyhelminthes; Monogenea; Polystomatidea; Polystomatidae. The record is from the annotation of a GenBank genome assembly.
AUGGCCAUGAACGAAGUGAAGGAGAUCAAACAGGAGAGUAAUCCAGCCGUCGAUAUUCUAGUUCGCGAGCUUGAGAGCCUUGAUCAGAAUGCAUUUCCAGCUUUGCAUGCGCUCGCAGAAAGUGAACUGUUCAGGCUGCGUGGUGGCAUUGCCGAUUCAAUUGAAAUCGUCGAUAACAAGCGAGUCAAAAUUAGAGCCAAAGUGAAUAUACCCACAGAACAAUAUCCAUAUAUCAAUUUCGUUGGGAAGCUAUUGGGUCCUGGGGGUCAAACUCUCCGAAGCAUACAGGAGGAGACAAAGACUAAAAUGGCCAUUUUGGGCUCAGGCUCUCUUCGUGACGAGACCAAGGAAAAGGAGCUACUUUCUAAUGGUGACCCCAAGUAUCAGCAUUUAAAGCAAAGGCUGCAUCUUCAGAUUGACAGCCUGGCUACACCCGUUGAAUCGUAUUACAGGCUGUCCCAUGCGCUUUCU